This is a messenger RNA of Haplochromis burtoni (Burton's mouthbrooder), 2858 nucleotides long. Its product is annotated as cartilage-associated protein-like. Bases 1310 to 2740 code for a protein of 476 amino acids. Gene Ontology annotation, molecular function: protein binding; collagen binding. Gene Ontology annotation, biological process: collagen fibril organization; peptidyl-lysine hydroxylation. Lineage: Eukaryota; Metazoa; Chordata; Actinopteri; Cichliformes; Cichlidae. Gene Ontology annotation, cellular component: endoplasmic reticulum. The transcript has 8 exons. The record is from RefSeq and is a predicted model, not a curated record.
ACAUGAACUCCUUCAAAAUAAGAUAUAGCCUUAUAAUAGCGGUAACUGCGUUUUACUGGGGAAACCACAAAGUAAAAAACAGUAAUGAUAAACAUAACAGUACACAAGUCCCCGGUCAUCACGUGCUUUUUGAAAUACAAAUCACUCCAAUCGCUUCCCACUGAAUGUUUUCCUCACAUUGGUUUAUAAUUUAACCAAACACAGGCUUUGAAAAUUGUUCUAAAUCUCCUCAUUCUGGCCUUUGCUUAAACAUUAUCUCUAAUGCACAAAAUGUCAUCUUUUCAGCAUAUAACCACUUUGAAGUCUGUCAGUGCGUCUGGAUACCUAAAAAAUGUAACGUUUGCUUUUUAUUUUGAAAUUAACGGCGCCUGUACUUCUAGUGUGCUUUGACUCUUCAGCACCGCUGCACACAGCUGUGGGCAAACCGAAUCGCCUCUUUGAGCCGUAAAGUAGCCCGAGAGCCUCAAAUGUUUCAGCUUUUCAUUAAUGCCGUGAAGUUCUAGAUCAGUCCAACUCAUCUGGUGCUCACUUCCUUUACGUUGUCAAAAAAAUCUUAAAGAAACACCCACACUAUAGCACUUAUGUUUUGAAAACAAAAAAGAUGUCACGUGUAGUGAAGUUUUAUUUAUCUGUACAAAUGAAAACGAGCUCUCUAUAGAUUAUAUGUACUGCUUAUUGCGUGAUAUUACUUCAAUUUGAAAACAUUAAAUGGAACUAAAAUGAAUGACUUAUGAAAACGUCACCUUAGUAUGACACAGUAAUCGAUGGAAAUGAUUUCAGAUGUUUCUGUGUAGUCAACAGGAUCUAUGACGCAUCCGUACCUACAUUAUAAUUAAGUAUUUUCGGCUCGCUAACAUUAUUUUCUAGAACUGUGAUGUUGUAUUUGUUGCAAUUUCUUCUGCCCUCUUGGCCAGCUCUCUCUUGAAAAAGAUCGUUUCAAAGAUCGGAAUGAUCUCGAAUUGAUAUCGGUAUAAGACAUGUUAGACAGAUUAUAGGCCAAUAAGUCAUUCACAACAGUUUCAGUAUUGACAAUCAUUUCAUAACCAAUGCUGGAUUUUUUUUUAUUUUUUUUUUGGUAGAACGCUUUUGGGUAUGGCAGGCGCCGAGGGCGCACUAGACAUCCCUUUUACGCACGCGGCGACUAUAGGGACAGCUGUGGGCCUACAUUGAGAAACUUGAGACACAGCCGCGGCUGAAAGGCCCAAUCCAUGAAUUCCAACAGACCCCUAAACGGUUCAGCAGACCACCACCACACAGUAAACGGUAAAGCAUUAAGACAGAAGACGGAGGACUGCGAUGUGACCUCACCAUGGUGACAUUAUGCGCAAAAGUAGACUCGCUGGUAACACUGCUUUGUGUGACCUUUGUUUUAAUGACAAAGGCACAAUAUGAAAACUACAAUUUUCGAAAUUUUUCCGGAGAGGACCUCAUGCCCCUCACCGCUGCGUACGGGAAGGCGCUGGAUUAUUACGCAGCGGGAAACUGGACGGAAUCGAUCCAGUACUUGGAAUUAAGCCUACGUUUGCACCGGCUUCUGAAGGACAGCGUGAGACACUGCGCGAGCCACUGUAACUCGAGCAAGCAUGACGACGAGUCUUUUGCUGGAUACCCGGAUCUCCGCGUCUACUGGAACGUUAUGAUGAAGGCGACCUGUCAGAAGAAGUGCAGGGCGCUUUUCCCCGCGUUCCAGCUGCCUCCUCCCGGCCGAGAGAUCCUGGAGGAUUUCAGCAGAAGAUCUCCCUACAGAUACCUGCACUUUGCUCACUCACAGCUGAAUGACCUGCAGAGGGCGGUACCAUGCGCCCACACCUUCCUCCAGAGGAACCCUGAGGACCAGCAAAUGCAGCAGUUGAUGGAGGACUACAAGAGCAAGUAUGACCUGAGCGGCUACCUCAUUGACCACGAAAAACGACCCUACGAGACGUCAUUUCUGAGAGGAGUGAAACUUGUGGGUUCGGGCGACUACAGCAGCGGUGUUCAAGAGUUGGAGGAAGCUCUGUGGCUCUACUUCCAGGAAUAUGACCUGUGUCAGGCCGAAUGUGAAGGGAUCACUCAACUUUUACCAGACAGAGACUUCUAUGCAGUCAUAGCAGAUGCCUACAUUGACACAUUAAGGUGCAAACUGAGGUGCGAAGAAAACCUGACACCGAAUAUUGGGGGUUAUUUUGUAGUGAAAUUUGUGCCCACUGUUUACCACUACCUCCAGUAUGCCUAUUAUAAGUUGAACGAUGGACGCAGUGCCGUGCCCUGUGCUCACAGCUACUUCCUGUUCGAGCCUGAGGACCCAGUCAUGAAGCAGAACCUGCUAUAUUAUAAAGCCUACAGUCAACAGUGGGGGCUUCAGUCCAACCACUUUACCCCCAGGAUGGAAGCUUUCAAACACUACAACCAGACAAUAAUGCAAAAAAAGAUGUUGGCAUUUGCAGAAACAUACUUCGGUCUGUCUGAUGAGGACUUUCUAGGACCAGAGGAGGUUGCACGGUCGGCCCCAGACUCUCCUGAUGCUGAGUUUGAAGAGUGGACUGCACACAGUGUAAGGAAGAUAGGACAGCAGAGAGAUAUGACUCAAACUCCCUUAGAUCUGGAAAGAGAAGAGGAAUGGGGUGGAGAAAAAAAACAAGAGGAGAGGAUAAGGAAGAUAAAGAGGUGGGAGAAGAAGAUAAAGAUUGAGUCCCAAACUGAAAAGCCAAAGACGAGCCUUUCAGUUUUCUACAAUGUAAAUGACAGAGGCAAAAACUGAGGAGAAGCAAUCAGCAAAGGUUUAACUUUGCUCGAAAAACUGCUUUAAUGACUAAUUUAAAAACAGCUGCCAAUUAAUUUUCUGUUUACUAAUCACUAAAGCAGACAGAAGAUCAAAA